AAGCAUUUUUAUUCCUCAGCUUUUAUCCUUUUGUUUCACUUUGCCUCAAACCAUAGAACCCUCAAAACGUUAAUAACAUGGCCGGAAAGUUAAAGUAUGGGCAAGUUUUUCAGCUGCUAUGCAUAUCUUCCGUCGUCUUAUUCCUCUUCGUAUUCUCUCUGAAUGUUUCCAGUGAAGCGGUGCCGCCCGAAGAUAAAACGGCGACGGUUUGGCUAACUAGAGUCAAACGGUCUGGUAAUGAUUACUGGUCGAAACUUAAAGAGACUCUAUGCCGUGGUCACUCCCACUUUUUCCCUCCCAACAUAGAAGGAAAGGAUGAUGCAGUAGAGAUAGGAGCAGGAGAAAAGAUGAAAGAGGCUGUCACAAGAAGCUUCGAGUAUAGUAAAGAUACAGUGGAGGAAGCUGCCAGAUCAGCGGCGGAGGUGGCGUGUGAUGCCGCUGAAGCUGUGAAAGAAAAGAUGAAGAGGAGCGUUUCCGGGGGAGAGACGACUCAGCAGCAGUCGGAGAGUACUAAUGAACUUUAAGUACGUCGUCGCUCUAACUCAUGUUUUUUUUAGUGUGUGUUUGUUCGAUCGGUGUCUGAACAACAAAGUUUUGCCACGUCUCAUAUGCUUUGUAUUGUUGAUUACACCCACAUACUUUUUUCUUUAUAUACGCAUCGACCAUGUCACAUGUCGAAUCGUCAUUCUUCACUAUCCUUUGCGUGCAAAAAACAUUUUAGAUUCAGCUAAUUUCUUAAGCUGGUUCGUGAGAAAAAUUAUUUAUUUAAGGUUAUUUUUGCAUCGGGGA
Molecule: messenger RNA, 789 nt
Organism: Raphanus sativus (radish)
Lineage: Eukaryota; Viridiplantae; Streptophyta; Magnoliopsida; Brassicales; Brassicaceae
Exons: 2
Coding region: 78-524 (148 amino acids)
Source: RefSeq, a predicted model, not a curated record